GCAGAAACGAGGCUUUUGCCCUUCCCUUUGCAGGUCCAGUCUUGAGGUUUCAUUGACCAAAGCCACUGCAAAAUCCUGGGGUUAUGAAAUAUUUCCUCUCCGUCAGGUCCCGGACAAGAGAUGGCAUCUGCAGAGCCAGAAAAGGAAGUCCUUGCCUUAUAGAGAGCGCCCUCGGUGUGACACAAUGGCUGAUAUAAAGUGUCGGGGGAGCUGAGGCAAAGGCAAAGGAACAAAGGAAGAUCGAGAUUCGGUGGCUUCCUCGGACAAGAGGAAAGCGGGAAGCGUCUCGGGGAUGGAUAAAUUCAAGGCUGCGCUGGUGCUGGCUGGGGUAGGGGAUGCUCUCGGUUAUCGCAACUUCUCCCGAGAAAACAAUGCCUUAGGGGCGAAAAUCCAGCAGGAGCUGAAGGAAAUCGGAGGGCUGGAGAACCUGGUGCUCUCUCCCGACAAGUGGCCAGUAAGCGACAACACGCUCAUGCACAUGGCUACGGCGGAGGCCGUCAUCACAGAUUACUGGUGUUUGGAAGACCUGUACCGGGAGCUGGUAAAACGCUACGUGGAUGCUAUCGACAAGCUCUCGGGGAGGCGGCCAGACCCCGCCACCAUUGAAGGCUGCAGGGAAUUAAAACCAGACAACUACCUCCUCGCUUGGCACACACCCUUCAACGAAAAGGGUUCUGGAUUUGGAGCAUCCACAAAAGCCAUGUGUCUAGGGAUGCGAUACUGGAAGCCAGAAAGGCUGGAGUCACUUAUUGAAGUGAGCAUUGAGUGUGGACGAAUGACUCACAACCAUCCUACAGGCUUUCUAGGGUCCCUAUGCACAGCUCUCUUUGUGGCCUACGCGAUACAAGGGAAACCCCUGGUGCAGUGGGGAAGAGAGAUGAUGAAGGUUGUGCCGAUGGCUGAAGAAUACUGCAAGAAGACCAUUCGCCACAUGGCAGAGUACCAGGAGCACUGGUUUUAUUUCGAAGCCAAGUGGCAGUUUUAUUUGGAGGAGAGAGAAAUCAACGAGGAAAACCAGAAUAAACCUGUCUUUCCAGACAACUAUGACGCAGAGGAGAGAGAAAAGACGUACCGGAGGUGGAGCUCUGAAGGCCGGGGAGGGAGACGAGGCCACGAUGCCCCCAUGAUUGCCUACGAUGCUCUGCUGGGCUGUGGUGGAGACUGGACGGAGCUCUGCAAUCGUUCCAUGUUCCACGGAGGAGAAAGCGCGGCUACUGGGUCUAUCGCUGGUUGCCUGUAUGGCUUGGUUUAUGGCCUAAGCAAGGUCCCCAAAGGCUUGUACCAAGACCUGGAGCAACGGGAGAGGCUCGAGUACUUGGGAGAGAAUCUUUACCGACUAUCCAUGGAGGAAAACACCAAAAGCCCACGCUUUUGCGGAGAUGAUAAGAUGCUGGUAGACCCUUUGGUGCUGAAGAAGAAGCUCAAUAGGAUGGCGACAGAGCAAGGGGCCUUUGCUGUUCUCAGCAGCCUGCUGCUGUACGUCACCGAGCUCGCAGCCGGCGAUCCCCAGCUCAGCAGCAAGAGGACAAAAUGGGCAGAAGGUAAAGAAAACAAGGUGAGUCAUAACCAGCCAUGUCCAGGUCCAAACAGGGGCCAGCAUCCGACCAGAUUUCAGCUCCUGAGGUCCAGGUUUCUAAACAACAAUCGCGAGCCGUACACCAAGAAAAGAAGAGAAGUCGGCAAACUGGUCAUUAAAGAGAAGCUGUGGGUGAGCAGGGCUGGUAACAGAGACAGGAAAGGAGAUGGAAAAGCCACGGAGGAGGAUGCAGACACAGCGCCCAGCGAGAGGGCCAGGUGGAGCAGCGCCAGUGGGAAAAACACAGUGAAGAACAUCCUGAAGAAAUUUUUAGCUGCCGAAGAAGCCAAGGAGAAGUCUCCCAGCUGGAAAAAGAAGGGGCCCGACAGUGGUUUGCCGAAAAUAGUCAACAGGAGUUCAGUCCUGUCCAAACUGAAGGAGCAGUUUGAGCAAAGCGCUCUCUGCUCGGCCGCAGAGGUGAAAGCAUCGCUUCUGCGCAAAGGGGAGAAGAAGACGAAAAACUUCCCAAGCAGAAAAACUAUUCGUAAGCCCGAGGUCAGAGUGCUGCGCACGGCAGCAAUGACAGCCACAGGUAUAAAGAACCCAGAGUCCCAAUAUUUAGUGUGCUCCAUGGUCCCGGUGCCCAAACUCAGCAUGGCUACCAAAAUCAACCAUCCUUGGAGCUGGUCAAAAAACAACACUGCAAUGCAGCCUUUUGGUCAUGACACACCAAUGAAGGAAAAGGCGGGGUCUGACAGAGACCCUGGUGAAAAAAAACCACCAGCAAAUGCAGCACAGGACAGAGAGGACAAAGAAGAGUUACUGGUCGCACCCAAGGUCAUGUCUGAUGCAAAGGAUCAUGCUGAGGCUAAAAUAGAUUCCACAAAGCAAGGACCGAACUUUAACCCUAAUCUAGAUAGCUCUUCUACUACCUGUAAAAACAAAGCUCUUGCAGACUGCGUUCCUCCCUCAUCUGAACAUAGUCUAGGCAGCGACAGGAAUAACACGCCAUCUGGGCCUGAUACAUCUUCACUACCAGGGUUUACCAAUGCUGUGCAACACGUUAACGAAGGCAUCCCACCUUCUAACUCGCCUCCCUCUAGCACAGCUGAAGGAUCUCAUGAACAAAGCCUUCAGGAUACUAAAAUGGGUGAGAUUCCUGAAAUAACCAUGUACGUAUACAGUUCAGAGGAAGCUGACACAGAACUCUCAGAACCAGAAAAGGAUCCUUUCUUUGCAGGCCAAAAAUGUUUUCCAGAGCAGAAAGCAAUGGAAAACAUUCUGCCAUUUCACUCUCCAGGAGUUCAAGCAUUUUGUGAAAUUGAGCCUCCAAUGGAGGAUUGGCUGCUAAGUGUCUUAACACCAGCUUCUGGCAAAAAGCCGCCAAUAGUCCAAAAAGAGGCACCAGGUUUAAGAGGAAGAUGUUCUGAGGAAGCCAAAGAAGGAGUGAAUUAUCACAGUGAAGACAAAAUGUCCUCUAAAUCUAGCAAAAAUGAUGGUGAUGUCCCAACUAUAAAGGAAGAGGAGAAUAAAACACCAAACAGCCAGAUGCAAAAUGAAUCCAAAACCAAGCACCCACAGCCUCCCCAAGUGCCCAGCACACAAAAUAACUUUGGUAAUUCCAGUCCUGACAUAUCAAAUUCAGAUGUAAAUCAGACCGAAACCCCUCUCUCUUCAAAUGAGAACCAGGAUCAGAAUCCUGGUGCUGCAGAAGACCACAUAUCUUCUUAUUUGGAAAAGACACAGAGCGCUUUGCCAGGCGACCUUGUGAAGCACAGCUUCUACUUUGCAGAUGAAGAUUUUGGGAAGGAGAAAUUAUCUUCAUCAAAUGAAAUGAUGAAUCAUGCCCUGGGCAAGAGUACCUUGACUGACCUGGAGACCUGUCACAGUCAAUCUAAAUCUUUCAUUGAGUGUGAAGAGUCCACAGCAGAUGAGAUGCCCUGGCCUGACUCUGAGGCAUGCCAGUCACCCUCAUCAAACCCUUUACCAACACCAAUGAGUGGGAUUGCAGGACAAAGAAUCCAUCACACUCUUGGAAAUCCCCCAGCCCUUCCACCUAUUGAUCUGGUGAGACGAGGAGCUGGUGGUGUGGAAGAUGAGCGUACCAGCCAUGGAUGUGAGAAGCACCCACUACCCUCUUCAGAUGAGCUGACAAACUGUGGAAAUGAUACUAUGGUGGAGAAGAAAAUUGAGAAAACUGCAUGUGAUUUCAAGACCCAAGUGCCAUCCCCAAAUAAUGCAACAGAAAAUGAAAACUCUACAGCUGAAGAGACAAAUACAUGUCAGAGCAUUGAGAAUUAUCUUUCACUUUCAACCAAGGAGCCAGGAAAACAUGAAAAUAAAACCGCACUAGCAAGAAAGCCCCUAUUACUUGUGGAGAAGAACCGAACACCAACUUCAGAUGAUACCAUGAAGCAAGGAAAUGAUAUGCUGGAAGAGAACCUAUUUCCUUCCUCAACUGAAUUGGUCGCAGACCGAAAGAAGCAUGCAAAUGGUAGUGAUCAAUUCUCCAGACAUAAAAAGGAUAAGCUCUUGUCAUCAGAUGAUGACAUGAAGCAUGAGAAUGAUAAGACGGAUACAGAGGACAGAGAAGAGAGAAAUGCCUUGCAUAAAUCUGAGGAGGAACACAUAUCCACACCAAGGGAUACAAUGGAUCAUGAUUAUAACUCUUCAAAUGAGGAGAAUGCUCAUAGACCUCAGACAUCCCAGUUUCCUUCAUCAGAGCAUGAUACCAACAUUCAAGGAAUGAAAAAUACUGAGCAGAGUUUGAAAUGUCUAACACCUUCAAGAGAUGUUGUGAAACACGAACAUGAUCUGACAGUGGAUGAAAACAUCUACUGCAAUAAUAGGAAACACAACCUGUCUUUAUCAAAUGAACCAAUGAAACGUGCAAAUGGCGGUGCAGAGGAAAGAAACAUCAAGUCAAACUUCAAGAAUUAUUCAAUGCCAACAACAAAUACAUCAAGUCAGGACAAUAAGACCACUGAUGAGGAGAAAUUCCCUACUAAUUUGAAAAAAGAACUGGUGCAGGAUAAAAAGGUUGGUGAAGGAGAAAGAAAUACUUCAUGUGAUCCUAAAAAUCAAAUACCAUCACCGAAUCCAUUGGUGAAGCAAGACAAUAAAUCAUCCCCUCUAGAGACACAGAAGCAGAUGUCACCAGGUGACUUGGUAAAGCCUGAAACUAAGUCAGAUGAAAAAAAGACUAAACACACCUCUGAGAAGCUCCAGUCACCUUCUGAAAAAGUGCAGAAGCCUCAAGAAAGAAGGUCUUCAGGAGAGAGGAAGCAAAAGACAGCAGCAGCGGAGGACACUGGGUCACCUGAAACAAAGGCUGUGAAAGAGGAUAAUGAGCACCAGCGUUCUGGGAAGUACCAGCUACCUCCUUCAACAAAAUCAGCAAAGCAUGAGGAAAACACUCCAGGAGGAGACAAGCAGCAAACGAGAUGUGAAGAAUUUAUGACAACUGAUACAAAUACUGCAAAAAAGAAGAACAAAUUUCCAAGUUCCAGGAAGUACCGAUCCAUAUCAUCAGAAAUAUUGGUUACACCUCAAGAAUUAAAUACCACAGAACAAAAGCAACAAACACCACCUUCUGAAAGCUUUAAGAAGCCUGGUACUAAUGCUGUAAAAGAAAAAGAUGAAGGUCCAAACUCUGAGAAGGCACCCUCUUCAAAGAAAGUGGUGAAGUCCCACGAAAAAAGUACUUCAGGAGACAGAAAGCAAAAGACACCAGGGGCAGAGGACAUUGGGUCAACUGAAGCAAAGGCUGUAAAGGAGGAUGAUGAACACCAGUGUUCUGGGAAUCAUCAGUUACCUUCAAGUAACUCAUCAAAGCCUGAGAAAAAUCCUUCAAGAGGAGAAAAACAAAAAACUGUAUAUGAAAGUUUUACAAAGCCUGAUGCUGUAAAAGAUAAAAGUGAAGAUUCAGGUCCUGGGAUGUGCCAGUCCCCGUCUUCAAAUUUGCUGAUGAAGCCUCAAGACAAGAACACCACAGCCAAAAAGAAGCAAUCGCCACCACCACCCGAUGAAGAAACAACGUAUAAAACUGGUAGUGCAGAAAAGAGGAGUGGACCUGAGAGAAGAGAAAAAUACCAGCCACGCUCUUCAGCUCAAUCAGAGAAACACAGCAGUGAUGGCUCAGGAAAGGAAGGCCCUGUGGGUGACUUCAAGAGCUAUCAAACUCCAUUGCCAAGUGAUGACAUAAAUAGUAAGAGCAAUACUAUCCCAAAAGAGACCAGUUUGUCUAAUACAGAGAAGUCCCUCAAAUCAUCCUCAUUUCUUGUUCCAUCAAAAGAUGAGGAAAAUCCUGCUGGAAAUAGAAAAAGACAGCCUGGAUUUAAAAAGUACCAAGUACUCUCAUCAAAGAAUUUGGUGAGGCAUGAGAAAGAUGUUGCUGAAAGGGAGGGGAGCUGGCAGGCAGCUGGCAAAACAAAUGAGAGAAAAGCAGAACUGGAGGACUGCUCUAAAGCAGCGUCAUUCUCAAAAUACACAGUGGAAAGCUACAGUGAAGGACCCUUAGAUUCAUCUUUCAAACCAUUGAUCAUUAGAGUAAGUGACACAUUUAAGCAUCACAGCUAAAAAAUAUGGCUACAGCUUAGGCAAGAACUUACAACUGAUUGUGCCAUUGAUCCUCUCAAUCUUUCUUUUUUUCUUUACUCUCCAGGGCAUUAUAUUAUCAUUUUUUAAUCACAAGGACAUUGAUGUGCAUCUAUCUGAGCUGGGCUUUUUUUCUUUCUUAAACAUUAGCCUGAAGACAUGAAUUAAAUUAAUCACUGCAAGUGAAUUAGCUAAUCACUGAAUUAAUCAUCAGUUUAUAAAUUAAAUAUGAGAAGGGCUUUGAGAUCAGCGUGAAUUCAGCCCCGCUCCAGACUCUCCUUGCUAACUAAUGGGUUUUGUUUGUAACAAAGACAACUGUUCAGGGUGAACUUUAUUUGUGUUUACUUAUUCUAAUGAAACUCCAGUAGUACUUUUUCCAGGAAUGGUGGUAGGCAGUGUCAGCUUUAAUUAUGUCAAAAAGCGCUUGUUCUGAGCUCUGCCUUUUCAUGUAUUAAUGGGAACUGUUGAUCAAUUGCUGCACUGAGUGAUGCUGUUAGUAGAA
Messenger RNA from Calidris pugnax (ruff), 6614 nucleotides. It is a transcript of the gene ADPRHL1, whose product is annotated as ADP-ribosylhydrolase like 1. Gene Ontology annotation, biological process: protein de-ADP-ribosylation. The transcript is spliced from 8 exons. NCBI's taxonomy places the organism in Eukaryota, Metazoa, Chordata, Aves, Charadriiformes, Scolopacidae. Gene Ontology annotation, molecular function: magnesium ion binding; ADP-ribosylarginine-[protein] hydrolase activity. The record is from RefSeq and is a predicted model, not a curated record. The coding region runs from base 293 to 6094 and encodes 1933 amino acids.